AUGAAUUUCACCAUUGUAUUGUUUGUUUCGCUGUUCUGCGGCCUGAUUUCAGCCCAGGAUGUUGGUGAUACUCCUGAAACAGAAAAAACUAGUGAAACACAGGCAUGCUUUCCUGACAUGUGUGAUUUCCUGAAAGAGUUUGGUGGCAUUAAGGAAAAACUUGUAGCUAUGGAAACCAGACUGAAGGACAGUGAAACCAGACUGAAGGACAGUGAAACCAGACUGAAGGACAGUGAAACACAGAUUAUUGAACUGAAGAACAAAAAUAGAACCCUGGUGGCAUUCAGUGCAGCGACAGGAGGGGGUGGACGCAUUGGACCCUUCAACACAGAGACAACAUUAAUCUACGGAACUGUGAAAACAAACAUCGGUGAUGCCUACAGUCAAUAUACUGGUAUCUUCACUGCACCUGUUCAAGGCCUUUACUACUUCACCUUCUACUAUCAUGCCGGAGGAGCACACGCAUCGCAUCUAAUUCUGAUGAAGAACAACCAGCAGAUUGUGACGACCAGUGACCAAAGUACACAGUAUGACGGGGCUGAUAACGGGGGAAAUGCUGUGUUCCUGCAGCUGAAUCAAGGGGACCAGGUGUUUGUGAACUUAAAUGCAAAUGCACAUGUUUGGGGAAACGAUCACAUCACCACCUUCAGCGGUGUUUUGGUCAACUAGGUCAGAGAAAGAGUUAAUAAGGACGUGAUUUUUCUGGAGGUUGACAACCUUUCUUUUGCUUUCAUGCUGCAUGUCAUGGAUCAUAUCUGUGUUCUGUUUAUGUGCCUUCAUUAUUUGUUCAUUGAUUUUUGCUACCAUUUCCUUGAAGCUAGAGUUCCCUAAAAUGUACCACACCUCCAAACACUUUAACCCUUCGUGUUAGGAAAAC
Molecule: messenger RNA, 877 nt
Organism: Cottoperca gobio
Lineage: Eukaryota; Metazoa; Chordata; Actinopteri; Perciformes; Bovichtidae
Product: complement C1q tumor necrosis factor-related protein 3-like
Exons: 3
Coding region: 1-669 (222 amino acids)
Molecular function (GO): protein binding
Source: RefSeq, a predicted model, not a curated record